AUGAGUGAGACAACCGAUCCUGGGAUCGACUCUUCCACUGGACCGGCUAUCAACACUGAAGAACUGGGACCCACAGCGGAGGAAUUGACUGCCAAACAGAGGAAUCUAGACGAUGUAUACGAAAGAGAAACAGAGUCCAGCGAAGACGAAGAUCGCGAAUGCAAACGUCGGAAGACUGUUGAUGCCAACACCUUGGCCAUCAUGGACUAUUCUACUAACAGAUUCGAAGAAGCCGAGAAACUACGCGACAUUCAACGCGCCGAGAAAACGGCUGCCAGCGAGCAAAGACUAAAACUGCUAUAA
This is a messenger RNA of Sphaeroforma arctica JP610, 303 nucleotides long. RefSeq lists its product as hypothetical. NCBI's taxonomy places the organism in Eukaryota, Ichthyosporea, Ichthyophonida. Bases 1 to 303 code for a protein of 100 amino acids. The record is from RefSeq and is a predicted model, not a curated record. The transcript has a single exon.